This is a messenger RNA of Passer montanus (Eurasian tree sparrow), 2081 nucleotides long. RefSeq names its product syntaxin 1A (gene STX1A). The record is from RefSeq and is a predicted model, not a curated record. The transcript is spliced from 10 exons. Gene Ontology annotation, cellular component: SNARE complex; presynaptic active zone membrane; synaptic vesicle. Lineage: Eukaryota; Metazoa; Chordata; Aves; Passeriformes; Passeridae. Gene Ontology annotation, biological process: exocytosis; intracellular protein transport; synaptic vesicle fusion to presynaptic active zone membrane. Gene Ontology annotation, molecular function: SNARE binding; SNAP receptor activity. Bases 54 to 920 code for a protein of 288 amino acids.
CUCCGCGCCCGCCCCUCCCCGCUCUGGCCGUUCCCAGCGGCAGCGGGGCAAGGAUGAAGGACCGGACCGGGGAGCUGCGCGCUGCCAAGGACAGUGAUGAUGAUGAUGAAGUCACCGUCAGCGUGGACCGGGAUCGUUUCAUGGAUGAGUUCUUUGAGCAGGUGGAAGAAAUUCGAGGCUUCAUUGAUAAAAUUUCGGAGAAUGUGGAAGAAGUGAAAAGGAAGCACAGCGCCAUUCUGGCUUCUCCCAACCCUGAUGAGAAAACGAAAGAGGAGCUGGAGGAGCUGAUGUCUGACAUCAAGAAGACGGCGAACAAAGUGCGCUCCAAACUAAAGAGCAUCGAGCAGAGCAUCGAACAAGAGGAGGGGCUGAACAGGUCAUCGGCCGACCUGCGGAUAAGGAAAACUCAGCACUCCACGCUGUCCCGCAAGUUCGUGGAGGUGAUGUCGGAGUACAACGCCACGCAGACCGACUACCGGGAGCGCUGCAAGGGCAGGAUCCAGAGGCAGCUGGAGAUCACUGGCAGGACCACCACCAGCGAGGAGCUGGAGGACAUGCUGGAGAGCGGCAACCCGGCCAUCUUCUCCUCUGGGAUCAUCAUGGAUUCAAACAUCACCAAGCAGGCACUGAACGAGAUUGAGACACGGCACAGUGAGAUCAUCAAACUGGAGAACAGCAUCCGAGAGCUGCACGACAUGUUCAUGGACAUGGCCAUGCUGGUGGAGAGCCAGGGAGAGAUGAUUGACCGCAUCGAGUACAACGUGGAGCACUCGGUGGACUACGUGGAGCGGGCUGUGUCCGACACCAAAAAAGCGGUGAAGUACCAGAGCAAAGCCAGGCGGAAGAAGAUCAUGAUCAUAAUCUGCUGCGUGAUCCUGGGCAUCGUCAUCGCCUCCACCUUCGGCGGCAUUUUCGGCUAGACUCACCCCAGGACUGUUUGUGUGCGAUGGACGGAGCCGCGCGUGCCAUGGGGCUGCAGCCACGCCAGAGCCACCCGCGCAGCCCCGGAGCCUCCCAGCAGCAUUUCAGUUUUAAUGCAUGGUUGUUUGUGACGCUGUGUGUGCGGUGCGGUGCGUCUGUGUGGAGGGAGCUCCAGCCCCGGGGCGCAGGCGGGGGCCGGCGAUGGUGAUGGGUGCGAGGGGGACCCGGCGGGGAACCCAAGCUCUCAUCACUGCUCCAGGCUGGGGGGCUGGCUGGGACCCGGCGGGGACACUGCUGCUCAUCCCUAAUGGGCAGUGUGUUAGUGACAGGGGAGGGAUGGGAGGGGUGGUGGGUGUUUGGGGUCCCCGGGAGUGCGGUGCCCAGUCAGCCUGCCCAGCUUGCCCAUCAGCUCCAACUCUCAUGUCUGUCAGCCGCAUCUGUGCUUGCAAACACCUUCCCUCGGGCUGCUUCUCUCCGGGGCCCUUCCCCAGGGGUGUGCUCUGCCCAGCCCUGCCUGGCCAGUGACUGUGUCCGGCUCUGGGGCUCCAUCCCUGCCGCUCCUCCCGUGGCAGGGCUGUCCCCUCACCCCAGCAAGGUGCCAAAGGCUGGAUGUGCAGGUGGUGGGUGCCUGGUGGAGCAUGUGCUGCUUGGGGCCAUCACAGUAGCCUGGGGACAGGAAUGAGGCAUGUGGGGGCCAGUGCUGCUCCUGAUUGCUGGCCUGGCAGGGCAGGGCGGCACGGAGUCUGAGGCCAGUGAAUUUCCCUGGCUGCUCAUCCUGCAGCCAGCCUCACCACAGGCUCUCAGCCCUGGCACACGGUGGUCCUGGCUCCUCUUGCCCACAGGCUGGACAAACCUGCUGGGGUUUGGGGCUGUUGCUGAUAUCCAGUCCCUGGCAGCGCUCACCUGCAAGCAGGGCAGCUCCAGCCUUGAUUUUCCAUACCCUUGGCUGGGGGUUAGAAGCAGUUGGGCUUUCUCCUGUUGUGGUCCCAGGAGCAGCCCUUGCUGCAUCCAGCCCCCUGCAAAGCGAGGAGCAGCUGCCUCCCUCCUCCUGUCUCCAGCCUGGUUCUGAACAGGCCAGUGCCUGACUGCCUGUUUGCCACCUGCUGGCACCGUGCCCUCCUGCCCAGCCAUCCAGUGAGGCACCUCUCAGUGGGGAGCUG